GUCAGUAUAAAUUGUGACUUGAAGCCGAGAUGAUCUUUCGAAAAGUGAGCCAGUCGCCUAGUUUGAGACUCCCCUGCCGUUUUCGUGGUGUGACGGGCCAGAGGCCAAGUGUACGGCUGAAAAAGUGCGAGAAAUCGUGAUCCCACAUCGGACGGUAUCCACGGGCGCGAGAGAGAAUCGCCACCGUGGCGUGGAAAAUUGGGAAAAAACGAUGGGAAUAUGAGGCAGAAAAUAGAGUCUCACAAUGAAAGUCUUCCGUGACCUAGAGAAAAGUUCAGUUUUCAUCAAUAAUUCAUCGGAUAUUUAGAGCCACUGGAUCUGUCGCUCAGCACGAGACUCGCGGCAGCAAAGUGAAAGAGGAAGCAAUACCAACAGAGGAUGACUUCACGACUCGAUCGGCUUUUCAUCCUGCUGGAGUCGGGCUCAUCGGCGGUGACUCGACGGACGGCGGCUAAGCAGAUUGGUGAGGUGCAGCGCUUGCAUCCUCAUGAGCUGCACAAUCUCUUGAAUCGUGUCAUUGCGUACAUGCACAAUUCAUCGUGGGAUACGAGAAUUGCUGCUGCGCAAACUGUGGAGGCAAUCCUAAACAAUGUGCCGCAAUUUCUACCUGUAUCAGGAGUCAAUCAAGUGGAGGCAACGAAGGACGAAAAACCACCGGCUACACAGCUGCAGUUCGCCACAUUUGAUCUGGUCAAUAUGUUGCUGACCAGUGGACGCCUAAUGGGAUCGGAGGGGAAUGAGUUUGAUUUUCAAGAUGACAUAGAGCGCAACAGCAAGGAACGACUCAUGAUGCAGCGUGAAAUUAUAAGGGAGAAGCUGGGCUUUGCCAAGGGUGACCAAUUUGGUAUUGCACUGGAAGAGUUGGUCACGCUGGAUGACGUAAGAUUGGAAGCGAGCACAAGUGAAUCAAGAGCAAGACUGACUCCAUUGGAGGAUGGGAACAACAUGACUGACACUGCUACAUCUAGUCUCAGCUGUCGAGAGAAGAAUAGGGCUAAGCGAAAGGCCAGACAGGGAUUUCUAGCUGGAACAUACAAUCGCAGCAACUCGACAAACGGCGGUGGAUCUCUCGAUGUGCCCGGCGAGCCGCCGGAGAAGAAGAAGAAGAUUAAGGAUAAUUUAGUCGAGAAUCCCAUUAACUACAGUUAUGGUCCUGUGCCGGAUGGCACUGGCUCUUGGGGUGAUGCCACAGCAUGGCCAUUUGAGGCAUUCUGCACCAAACUCUAUAGUGAUCUGUUCAAUCCACGCUGGGAGACUCGUCAUGGAGCCGCGACUGCUCUUCGGGAACUGUUCAAGGCGCAUUCGGAGAGUGCUGGCAAGAUUUGUGGCAUGAGUGUGCAGGAAAUGGAGAACAGUCACACGAGGUGGCUUGAGGAUGCGGUGUUGCGUCUCUUAUGUGUUUUGGCGCUGGAUCGUUUUGGUGAUUUUGUCUCUGAUCAGGUGAUUGCACCAGUGAGAGAGACAUGUGCCCAAGUUUUGGGUACUCUGCUGAAGCAAAUGCCCGAGGAGAAGAUAAAUUCCACAGUGGAAAUACUCUUGAGGAUGAUUAAGCACGAAGAGUGGGAGGUGAGACAUGGAGGCCUGUUGGGAAUCAAAUAUCUCCUUGUUGUGCGUGAAGAUCUACUACAGAACAUUCUGCCGGCGCUGAUAAAUGACAUCCUGAUGGGAUUAUUUGAUCAAGAAGAUGACGUUGGAGCUGUGGCAGCGGCUACGCUCAUCCCCAUAGCGUCAUGGCUACCGAAACUACUUAAGCCAAUGGAGGUGUCGCGAAUUGUGAAGAUGCUGUGGGAUCUGCUGUUGGAUCAGGACGAACUCACGAGUGCCAGCAACAGCUUCAUGGGUCUCCUUGCGGCAAUUCUGAGUCUUCCCAAUGCCUCUAACUGGAUCCAAAUGGAGUCAAUGUCUGUCCUCGUGCCGCGUUUGUGGCCUUUUCUGAGUCACAGUUCCAGUUCUGUACGUCGCUCCACGCUGCUGACAAUGAAGACGCUCACGCAAGUGGUGACAGUGAGUGAGGAUGCAGUGUUGUCAGCGGAUGGGAGUGGAAAGGAGGAAAGCCCAGCAGCUGAAGCAUUGGUGUUGAACAUUGGGGUGAAAAACUGGGAUUGGACAUUGCUUCAGGAGGCACUUCGGCAUAUCUUUCAGAGAGUACUCAUUGAGCAUGUGGAGGAUGUUCAGAGUCUGGCGGAGAUGGUGUGGGAGAAUUUGGUGUUGAAUUCAGAUCUCUCAGCACUAUUGCAUGCCACAUGUCCUUUUGUGGCCUCUUGGCUAUGUUUGGCCAUGCAACCAAUGCGUCUGGCAUUUGAUCCGGCCAGUUUGAUCUACGUGAGAGUGUCAGGAAUGCGUGAGAAGAAGGGAAAUCGUAGCAAUUUAGUUGACACCACAGAAUCUGUUAUGAAUUUGCAGCAGAAAGUUUAUUUGGGUGGAACUGAAACUGUUCCUCAAGAUGUGAGAGAGAAGAAUGUCGAUCGAGCACGUUACAAAGCAUGUCGUAUGUUGGGAUUAUUGUCGAAAUUUCUGGUUCUUCCAGCACCGGGAAUUGCAUACACAGAAGAUAUAGAAAGUCCUGUGAAUUGCUAUGCAAAAGUGCUCCUGGGACACUUGUCAUCCAGAUCGGCACUCCAGAGAUCUAUCAGUGCCAUGGUGAUUAGCUUCUGGGCCCUUGAAGAUUCCACAAUUCGCCCUGGGCCGGAGAUGUUACGUGAAAGGCUGAAAUUGUGCCUCAAUGAAUGCAUCUAUUAUGAUGAAGUGGGAAUUCUAUUCACACGCCUACUGCAGGAUUCCAGAGAUUUCCUGGCUACACUAAAGCAAUAUAAAGUGCCCCUUGUGGAGUAUGAAGGUAUGAAAGUGCUGACAUUGGAGCAAAUUCAAGCUCUGGCCACGACUGUGACUGAGAAUUUGAGGCAGAAGCACAAUUUGAAGCCCAAAGUGGCCGAUAUGGUUGAGAGUCGGCGAAAGGGAUUACAAGUAUCGUGCAGUCAAACAAGUACAGAGCAGAAUAUCUUCAAUAUUGCCACUCAAGCUGCUCUGGCUGGUGCUGUGGUCUGUCUCAACUGUCUUCCUGAGCGCUUGAAUCCCGUGAUUAAACCAAUAAUGGAGUCUCUGAAGCGGGAAGAAGUGGAGAUAAUGCAGCAACUUUCGUCACAGUAUCUUGUACGAUUAUUGGAACAGAUUAUUGAGAGAAAUCCAUGUCCGAACAAUAAGAUAAUCACAAAUUUGGGUGCACUUCUGAAGACUGACACAGACUUUACGCCCAAGAUAGUGAUCCCGCCGGAAUCAUAUGAACAGAAUCGUUCUGCUGAUGAAUAUCAUGGGAUAUUGACGUUGUCUAAUCAAGAGAAGGCACUCAUUGUGCAAAAUGGACAGGCAACUCGUGGUCCUGGAAGACCGCCAGCAGUUUCUGAGGUCACACUUGAGGAGAUGCGUGAAGCUGAGGAUCCACAGAAGAAGAUUAAUCGUGUUCAGAGAAUUGGUGCAACAUUUGCAAUUGCAGAAAUUUGUCGACAUUUUGGGGUACAAUUGAAGGAGAAAACACCCCGCAUUUGGGAACUCAUGACGGAUUUUAUGCGAGAAAAAUUGACCAAAGAAUCAACGCCACUGUGGCUCACUAUGAGAUUGUUGGAGGAGCAGAUGAGUGAAUUGAUGACUGCUUUGCAGAUUACCGAGGUGGCUUUUCCCAAUCUACACAUGAGUCUCCAGGAGCAGCUUUUCGAUCUUCUCCUGCCAAAGAUGUCUCUUCUCAUUGGACACCCCUUGAAAGCGAUUAGGCAUAUGGUAGCGCGCUGCCUGGCCAUUUUCGCAUCAGUCAACUCCGCCAAAGUGAUGGGAUUGCUCAUGGAGACCGUGAUCCCCCUACUCAAUGCCAUAGAGAGUGUGAUUAAUCGACAAGGAGCCAUUGAGGUGAUUGUAAACAUUGUCAAUAAGCUACAGUUCCAAAUAGUUCCAUAUGUGGUGCUACUUGUGGUGCCACUUCUGGGCAGAAUGAGUGAUCCUGAUCAGUCUGUGAGACUUAUUUCCACACACUGUUUUGCCACACUUAUACAAUUAAUGCCUCUGGAUGGAUCAACACCAGAUCUUCCCACGCUCACGGAUGAAUUAAGGGAGAGGAAGAUGCGUGAUAAGGAAUUCCUUGAAUAUCUUUUCACGCCAAAAACAAUUCCAGACUACAGAGUGCCGACUGAGGUGAAGGCUGAAUUGCGAAGUUACCAACAGGCGGGUGUGAAUUGGUUGUGGUUUCUCAAUAAGUACAAACUCCAUGGGAUUCUCUGUGAUGAUAUGGGUUUGGGUAAAACAUUGCAGACCAUUUGCAUACUGGCUGGUGAUCACAAACAGCGAGCCAUUGACAAACUACCGUCAAUUCCCUCCAUCGUAAUCUGUCCACCAACACUCACGGGACAUUGGGUAUAUGAGUUUAACAAAUUUUUGCCACAACGCAUCCUCAAGCCGCUGCAUUAUGUCGGAUUGCCCGUGGAUCGUGAGAGAUUACGACUGAAGAUGGCUAGUCAUAACCUCGUGGUGGCAUCCUAUGAUAUUGUGCGGAAGGACAUUGACUUCUUUGGCAAGAUCAACUGGAACUACUGUGUUCUCGAUGAAGGGCAUGUGAUUAAGAAUGGCAAGACAAAGUGCUCCAAGGCGAUCAAGCAACUAGUUGCUAAUCACAGGCUGAUCCUGUCGGGAACACCAAUUCAGAACAAUGUCCUUGAGUUAUGGUCUCUCUUUGACUUUCUCAUGCCGGGAUUUUUGGGUACGGAAAAGCAAUUUGUGGCACGCUUUUCGCGUCCCAUCCUGGCAAGUCGUGAUGCCAAGAGUUCACCGAAAGAGCAGGAGGCAGGCGCUUUGGCGAUGGAGGCUCUUCAUCGGCAGGUGUUGCCCUUCCUCUUGCGACGUGUAAAGGAGGAUGUACUCACGGAUCUGCCACCAAAGAUUACACAAGAUUUGCUGUGCGAAUUGAGUCCGCUGCAGGAGAGAUUGUAUGAGGACUUCAGCAAGACACAUUUCAAUACUGAGCUGCAGGACUGCAUAGAUGGGAUGGGAAGUGAGGUGGCACAGAAGCGUCCACAUGUCUUCCAAGCACUACGCUAUCUACAAAAUGUCUGCAAUCAUCCCAAGUUGGUGCUCAACGCUAAUCAUCCGGAGUUUGUAAAGAUUCAAGCGGAACUCGCGAGGAGUAAUGGAAGUCUCAGUGAUAUUGAGCAUUCAGCCAAACUGCCAGCUUUGAAGCAACUACUCAUCGAUUGUGGCAUUGGGAAUUGGGAUGUGUCCAUUAAUCAACAUAGAGCUCUGAUCUUUUGUCAAUCAAAAGCGAUGCUGGACAUUGUGGAGCACGAUUUGCUGAAGAAGCAUCUUCAGGCUGUGUCGUAUUUGCGACUGGAUGGAAGUGUUCCGGCUGGUAAUCGUCAUGAAAUUGUGACGAAAUUCAACAGUGAUCCAAGUAUUGAUGUACUUCUACUGACAACCCUCGUGGGUGGAUUGGGACUUAAUCUGACUGGAGCUGAUACGGUGAUUUUCGUGGAGCACGAUUGGAAUCCAAUGAAAGAUCUUCAGGCGAUGGAUCGUGCACACAGAAUUGGACAGCGCAAGGUGGUGAAUGUCUAUCGCUUGAUCACGCGCAAGAGUCUGGAGGAGAAGAUUAUGUGUCUGCAGAAGUUUAAGCUACUCACGGCCAAUACUGUGGUGAGCAAUGAGAAUGCCAGCAUGGAGACAAUGGGCACUGAUCAGUUGCUGGAUCUAUUUAAAUUGACUGAUCAGAAGGCUUCACCAGUAGAGAGAAAGGGCCCAAAUGAUCGUGUGUCGAUGAAGACGGUCCUUGAGACGCUUCCUGAAUUGUGGGAGGAUCGUGAGUACGAAGAGGAGUACGAUUUGACACAGUUUCUUGAUAAGCUGAAGAAGUAGUGUUGUGAAAAUUUUACUGAUAUGUACUUCCAUUAAUCGAGCAAAUUUUGUGUUUCGUAGUUUUGCGUGGCGAUCCCGAAUUAAAAUUCUUAAUUACUACUUCAAUCAAUUUCUGUAAUCUUUGAAUUUUAGUCACUCUGUUAUUUCAUUAUUGGAUAUCUUUCAUUUUUUUUUUAUUCUUCAAAGACAAUUAUAAAUGUGUGAAACGUAUUUGAAACAUUUAUGGAUGUUUCAUGAGAUUAUUUUCUUUUGAUUGAUUUUAUUCUCAUAUUUGUUCUCAAAAUUGAAUGCACAAGUUCUGAUAAGGAAAUUGAGUGAAGUAGUGAAAGUAGCUUGAUGAAUAAAUUUUCUAGAACUGUAAGUCGAUUUUAUUAGUCAUUAUGAAUCGCAUCAAUGUGUCUCUUUGUGAAUGAAAAAAAAAAUACAUAAUAGC
Messenger RNA from Phlebotomus argentipes, 6322 nucleotides. RefSeq names its product TATA-binding protein-associated factor 172 (gene Hel89B). The record is from RefSeq and is a predicted model, not a curated record. The transcript is spliced from 6 exons. Lineage: Eukaryota; Metazoa; Arthropoda; Insecta; Diptera; Psychodidae. Gene Ontology annotation, molecular function: ATP-dependent chromatin remodeler activity; DNA binding; ATP hydrolysis activity. Bases 379 to 5889 code for a protein of 1836 amino acids.